Messenger RNA from Lutzomyia longipalpis, 902 nucleotides. RefSeq names its product larval cuticle protein LCP-17 (gene Cpr57A). The transcript has 3 exons. The record is from RefSeq and is a predicted model, not a curated record. Gene Ontology annotation, molecular function: structural constituent of chitin-based larval cuticle. Lineage: Eukaryota; Metazoa; Arthropoda; Insecta; Diptera; Psychodidae. Gene Ontology annotation, cellular component: chitin-based extracellular matrix. The coding region runs from base 218 to 826 and encodes 202 amino acids.
GUAUCUCGUGAGCUGCUGCAUGAAUCACAUUGCUCCUAAGUUUUCUUCGCGACUGUUUGUGAAAAAAGUCAAGAAAUUAAUUAAUUCAGACAAGUUUUUCGAUCCCGAACACAAGAAAAUACUCACUGUAGACUACUUCGUCGAACUGUGCUGAAAGUGAAAUUAAUUUAGAGAGGAAAUUAUUGGAAUAAGUGGUGCAGAAAAAUUCUCAUAAAACAUGAAGAUUCUCAUUGUGAUGUUUAUCGCUGUUGGCGUGUGCACUGCAGACGUUUCGCACAUCAUCUCCCAGGAUCCGUAUGCUGUUCCACUAGAGUACCACACAACAACAACUACCACGCCACCACCUCCUCCACAUCCCUACGUGUUUGCUUACACAGCCGGAAGAUUUCCUGGCCACGUCGAUCGCACGCACAGCGAAGUCUCCGAUGGAAGUGGAACCGUUCGCGGAGCUUUCUCCUACGUCGAUCCUAGACUGCAAGUUCGCACCGUAGAGUACGUGGCUGAUCAGUAUGGAUUCCAUCCAAUCCUGAGCCAUGAACCUCAGGGACCCGUGGAGACGGAGGCCGUGCAGAAGGCUGCCCAGAGACAUUUUUCACUCUACAACCGAAUUGCAGAGGCGCACGCUCAUCAUGAUCCAAAUCUCCAGGUUGUUGCCGUGCCCAGGGAUAGUGCUGCUGUGGCUCAUGCCAAGGAGAAGCAUUUGUCUCUGUAUGAAAAAAUUGCAGCUGAACAUGCCCGGAUUGGAGCUGAACAGGAAGCCCAGAGACUCGCCUUUGAAGCCACUUCUGUGCCAAAUGACAUCGAGGAGUACCACAAACUGCAUUAAAAGGCCAUUACUAUUUGUUCCAAACUAAUUUACUUUUCUACAGCCAUUUGCUUUUAAUACAGAUUUACAAAAUUUA